UCAUGUCCUGCCUGCUCCAUUUCCCAUCCAGCUCCCUGCUUAUGGCCUGGGAAAGCAGUGGAAGAUGACCCCAAGUCCUUGAAAUCUGGAAGAAGGCAGAGCAAUGGACAACAGGCAGCAGUUGUCAUCUUGUUCAGGAGCAAGAGUGAGCUGCAUGGUCCAGGUUCCAGCGUCCACGAGCAGUGAGCAUGACCGAGCAAAAGCCCACGACCGAGAGCUGGCACAGAUCACCUCCAAGAAUGAAGAGAACAAGCACUUCGGUCAACUACAAGCCACCCGCGCAAAAGAGCAUCCAGGAGAUCCAGGAGCUGGACAAGGACAACAACAGCCUGUACAAGAAGCAGCUGCCAGGCCACAUGACUGUGUCCGCCAACCCCAACAUCCCCAACAUAGUGGUGACACACCUCACACUGGUGUGCAGCUCAGCACCCAGGCCCCUGGAGCUGGACUUGACUGGCAACUUGGAGAGCUUCAAGAAACAGUCCUUCGUACUGAAGGAAGACAUGGAGUACUGGAUAAAGAUAUCCUUCCGUGUGAACCGAGAGAUCAUGUCUGGCAUGAAAUACAUCCAGUACACCUUCAAGAAAGUAGUCAAGAUCGACCAGACCAAAUACAUGGUGAGGAGUUAGGGUCACACCAAGGAGUACGAGUUCCUGACGCCAGUGGAGGAGGCGCCCAAAGGCAUGGUGGAGCAGGGCAGCUACAGCAUCAAGUACCACUUCACAGACAAUAAGAUGCACCACCUGGCCUGGGAGUGGAACCUCAUUAUCAGGAAGGAAGGGAAGGACUGA
This is a messenger RNA of Ochotona princeps (American pika), 791 nucleotides long. Its product is annotated as rho GDP-dissociation inhibitor 1-like. Lineage: Eukaryota; Metazoa; Chordata; Mammalia; Lagomorpha; Ochotonidae. Gene Ontology annotation, biological process: Rho protein signal transduction. Gene Ontology annotation, molecular function: Rho GDP-dissociation inhibitor activity; protein binding. The record is from RefSeq and is a predicted model, not a curated record. Gene Ontology annotation, cellular component: cytosol; cytoplasm; membrane.